AUGGGGUCUGGCAGGGGGAUAUGGGUGCCAGAAUGGGCUUUCCUGUUAGCAGUUUGCUGUAUCCAUCAGAUAGGAGCCAACACUGAAAUCCAGCAGGAAACAGUGUUGGAGGUUAUUCAGCAGAAACAAAACACUUCUCUUAUGGUAAACAUCAUCUGGCCAAUGCUGACAAAUCCAUUAAUAAGACCUUCCAAUCCUGCUCACAAUGGUCGCGUGUGCAGCACAUGGGGCAACUUCCACUUCAAGACCUUCGAUGGAGACAUAUUCUCCUUCCCUGGGCUCUGUAAUUACAUUUUUGCAUCCCACUGCAACACUCCCUAUGAGGAUUUCAACAUCCAGAUUAGGCGUACAGUGGUGGAAAAUGCUCCAACAAUCAGCCGUAUCACCAUGAUACUUGAAGGCGUAGCUGCUGAACUAACAAAGGAUGUUGUAACGAUCAACAGCAACAGAGUUCAACUGCCAUACAGAGAAUUUGGAAUUACUAUAGAGAAAAGCAGCAUUUAUGUCAAAGUUGCCAGCAAAAUGGGUAUUGUGUUAAUGUGGAAUGAAGAUGACAGUAUCCUGCUGGAAUUGAAUGAGAAAUAUGCUAAUCAGACCUGUGGACUCUGUGGGGACUUCAAUGGUUUUCCAAUUUACAAUGAGUUCUAUUCAAACAAUAUUAAGAUUACAGCAUUGCAGUUUGGGAAUAUGCAGAAAAUGGAUGGGCCAACAGAAGUCUGUGAAGACUCCACUUCUACCCUGCCAGAUAAUUGCACUGAUAUUUUUGAUGACAUAUGUCAGGAAACAUUGACCAGCUCUGCAUUUGCAGAGUGUAAUCACCUAGUUGAUGUUAAAGAGUACAUUACAGCUUGCCAAGAAGACUUGUGCCACUCUGAAGAGUCUAAAAAUGCCUCAUGUAUCUGUGACACCUUUGCUGAAUACUCCCGGCAGUGUGCUCAUGCUGGUGGGCAUCCUCUGAACUGGAGAACCUCAAAACUCUGUCCCAAGAAGUGUCCUUACAACAUGCAGUAUGAGGAGUGCGGCUCCCCCUGUGCUGACACAUGCACCAAUCCUGAACCAUCUCAGUUUUGUGAAGAACACUGUAUAGACGGUUGUUUUUGCCCCCCAGGGACUGUAUUUGAUGACAUCAAUAAAUCUGGCUGCAUUCCCCGUCAGCAGUGCUCCUGUGUUUACAAUGGCAACACAUAUGCCACAGGAACAUCCUUUUCAGGGCAAUGUCAUUCCUGUACCUGUAAUGGAGGCCAGUGGCGUUGUGAAAACACGUCAUGCCCAGGAACAUGUUCAGUAGAGGGAGGUUCACACAUUUCCACAUACGAUAAAAAAAAUUAUGAUCACCAUGGAAACUGCACUUACGUCCUUUCUAAGCACUGUACAGAUAGAACAUUUGCCAUCCUGGUAGAACUACGCAAAUGUGGCCUAACAAAAACUGGGACAUGCUUAGAGACAGUGACCCUCAACGUGAAUAAAGGACAAACUCUCAUCGAGGUCAAACCUGAUGGUGGUGUAUAUGUGAACUCGAUCUACACCCAGUUGCCCAUCUCAUCAGCUAAUGCCACCGUGUUCAGACCUUCAUCAUUCUUCAUCAUCAUGCAGACAAACUUCGGUGUCCUCGUUGAAAUCCAAAUUAUACCCAUGAUGCAAGUGUUUGUGCGACUGGAUCCUAUUUUCAAAGGCCAGACAUGUGGUCUCUGUGGCAAUUUCAAUGAUCUCGAAACUGAUGACUUCAAGGUUAUAAGUGGAAUAACUGAAGGAACAGCAACAGCAUUUGCUGAUACAUGGAUGACUCAGGCUUCAUGCCCUAAAAUCCAGCGCAGUUUUGAGAACCCUUGUGCACUCAGCAUUGAUAAUGAAAAAUAUGCUCAGCACUGGUGUGGACUACUAACUGACAAGAAAGGACCUUUUGCGGAUUGUCACUAUGCAGUGAACCCCUCUGAUUACCACAUGAACUGCAUGUAUGACACAUGUAACUGUAAAAAUAGUGAGGACUGUCUGUGUGCAGCCCUGUCUUCCUAUGUGAGAGCUUGUGCUGCAAAAGGAAUACAGCUGGACGGAUGGAGGACUGAUGUCUGCUCAAAAUACACCUCAUGUCCCAAAUCCCUAAGCUACAGCUAUAACAUCUCUUCCUGUCAACCCACUUGUCGAUCUCUGAGUGAGCGUGAUGUCACAUGCAACAUUAAGUUUGUCCCAGUUGAUGGCUGUACCUGCAUAAAUGGAACUUACAUGGAUGACAGUGGCAGAUGUGUGCCUGCUACAGAAUGCCCCUGCUACUACAGAGGAUCUCCCAUAUCAUCUGGAGAAAUUGUCCAAGAAAAUGGGCUUGUAUGCACUUGCAUCCAGGGAAGACUGGAUUGUACUGGAGAAAACAAUCCAGCUCGAGUCUGCGAAUCUCCCAUGAUCUACCUAGACUGUAGAAACAUCACUGAAGGAACAACUGGAACAGAAUGUCAAAAAAGUUGCCAGACUCUGGAUAUGCAGUGUUAUAGCGCGAAAUGUGUAUCUGGCUGCGUGUGCCCAGCUGGGCUUGUGUUACAUGGGAAUGGUGAUUGUAUUCCUGAAGAGGAAUGUCCGUGUAUUCACAAUGAAGCCAUGUAUCAGCCUGGGGAAAAGAUCAACGUUGAUUGUAACACCUGUGUAUGCAAGAAUAGGAAGUGGGAAUGCACCAAAGAUCAAUGUCUGGGCACUUGCGUUGUUUAUGGAGAUGGUCAUUAUAAUACCUUUGAUGACAAAAGGUUCAACUUCAAUGGAAAUUGUGAAUACACACUAGUCCAGGACCACUGUGGGAUGAGUGGCACAGCCAAUGGAACCUUCCGGGUUAUUACUGAAAAUAUUCCCUGUGGCAACACUGGGACAACUUGCUCAAAAUCUAUCAAAGUUUUCUUAGAGAGCUAUGAACUGAUACUUGGCGAGGAGCAUGUCAGUGUCAUAAAGAGAGGACAAAAUAAUGAGGUGCCAUACACAGUCCGCUAUAUGGGUAUGUACUUGGUAAUUGAGACCACAAGUGGACUGAUACUCAUGUGGGACAAGAAAACCAGCAUCUUCAUCAAGCUCAGCCCUGAUUUUAAGGGCCAGAUCUGUGGCCUCUGUGGAAAUUAUGAUGGCAACGGCAUCAAUGACUUUACUACAAGGAGUCAGUCUGUGGUAGAGAAUGUCCUGGAGUUUGGAAACAGCUGGAAAGUAUCCUCUACAUGCCCUGAUGCUUCCAGCAUAAAGGACCCAUGUUCUACCAACCCCUAUCGAAAAUCCUGGUCAGAGAAACAGUGUAGCAUCAUCAACAGCAAUGUCUUUGCUGCCUGUCACUCUCAGGUUGAACCAGCAAAAUACUACCAAGCAUGUGUGACAGAUGCUUGUGCUUGUGACACUGGAGGAGACUGUGAUUGCUUUUGUACAGCAGUAGCUGCCUAUGCUCAAGCGUGUAGUGAAGUUGGCGUCUGCAUAGCCUGGAGAACCCCAUCAAUCUGUCCACUGUUCUGUGAUUACUACAAUCAACAAGGGGAAUGUGAAUGGCACUAUAAGCCUUGUGGAGCCUCCUGUAUGAAGACCUGUAGGAACCCAAGCGGAAAAUGCCUCCACAACUUGUCAGGUUUAGAAGGCUGCUACCCUAACUGCCCACCAGACAAGCCAUAUUUUCAUGAGGAUCAGAUGAAGUGCGUUAGUCUCUGCGACUGUUAUGAUAACGAAGAUGGAAAGAUAUAUAUACGGGACGAAUGCCGUUUAUGUGAAUGCACAUCAGAUGGUUUAGAGUGCAAGUUUGAUGAUAAAGCAUGCCACUGCAUUUAUGAAGGGAACAGCUAUAAAUAUGGUGAACUCAUCUACAACACCACAGAUGGAACUGGAUGGUGUUUCACUGCAACAUGUGAUGUCAAUGGAACAAUUAGCAGAAAAAUCUUUAAAUGUGGCAUCUUUACAACAACCCCAUUUCCUUUUCUUACAAGUCAGUCCGAAACUACUGCUUCAGGUAUGCAUGAAUCAGUGACAACUGUAUGUGUGAAGAACGUGUGUUCAUGGUCAGACUGGUAUGACUGCACACAGCCUGAAAAUAAAGAGGACAGUGGAGAUUAUGAAACAUUUGAAAAUCUCCGAGAAAAAGGAUACAGUGUGUGUAAAAACCCAAACGGUGUUCAAUGCAGAGCCAAGGAACACCCAAAUACACAAAUAAACAAUCUUAACCAAACAGUACAAUGUAGUCUAAGUACAGGAUUAAUAUGCAAUAACAAAGACCAGCAAUCUAAGCACUGCUAUAAUUAUGAAAUCAGAGUAUUAUGCUGCAGUUACAUACCAUGUUCAGAAUUACCAACUACGACAACAAGAACCACAGUCUUCACAACUACUGGUGUAAAAUCAACAUCAUUCACAGUACAAACAAAGCCACAACAAACACCAGAGAAACAACAAACAGAAGUGCAAGUAAGUGAAGUAACUACAUCACCAAGAAACAGAGAAAGCACAAGUCUGACUGUAAAUUCAGUUACACCAAAAACAUUACAAAUCUCAACUACAGGUUACGAGAAAACGUCAAAUAAAGAAGAAACGUCAACUCUAGCAACCUACACUCCAACAUCACACAUUAUUACUUCAACCCACCACCCCUCAGCAACAACGACGACCACUGGCAUGACAGUUGUCCUAAGCACCACUGCGCCAUCAACACAAGGCACAACCAUCAUUACUACCACCAGCAAAGCCAGCACAACAAGGACCUCUCCGCCUCCAAAAGAAGGAACUAGCACCACGACACCCACUGCAACAUCACACAUCACAGCAAGAAGCACAAUCAGCACCUCGAUGACCACCACAGGAAGUACCACAACAUCCACACCCACGUCUACUCCAACUCAAACAUCCACUCCGCCAACACAGGCUCCAACAUCACAAAGUACUGCCACCAGCCUCUACCCAUCAGCAACGACAACCACCACCGGCACCACUGCUGUCCCCAGUACCACUGCGCCACCAACACAUGGCACAACAGUAAUCACUUCCACCACCAAGGCCAGCACAACAAGGACCUCUCCACCUCCAACAGAAACAACCACCACCACGACACCCGCUCCAACAGUGUCCACAUCAGGAGCCAGCAGUACCAGCACCUCCAGUACCACCACACUAAGCACCACAACAUCCACAUCCACGUCUACUCCACCUCAAACAUCCACUCCGCCAACACAGGCUCCAACAGCACACAGGACUGCCACCAGCCUCUACCCAUCAGCAACGACAACCAUCACUGGCAACACAGGUCUCCCAGGUACCAGAGCACCGUCAAAACAAGGCACAACCAUCGUCACCACCACCAGCACGGCCAGUCCAACAAGGACCUCUCCACCUGCAACAGAAACAACCACCACCACGACGACCGCUCCAACAAUACCCACAUCAGUAGCCAGCAGUACCAGCACCUCCAGUACCACCACACUAAGCACCACAACAUCCACAUCCACGUCUACUCCACCUCAAACAUCCACUCCGCCAACACAGGCUCCAACAGCACACAGGACUGCCACCAGCCUCUACCCAUCAGCAACGACAACCACCACUGGCAACACAGGUCUCACCAGUACCACUGCGCCGUCAACACAAGGCGCAACCAUCGUCACCACCACCAGUACGGCCAGCACCACCAGGACCUCUCCAUCUCCAACAGAAGGAACCACCAUCAUCACACCCAAUCCAACAUCACACACCUCAGCCAGUAGCACAAUCAGCACCUCGAGGACCACCACAGGAACCACCACAACGUCCACAUCCACGUCUACUCCACCUCAAACAUCCACUCCGCCAACACAGGCACCAACAUCACACAGUACUGCCACCAGCCUCUACCCAUCAGCAACGACAACCACCACCGGCACCACUGCUGUCCCCAGUACCACUGCGCCACCAACACAUGGCACAACAGUAAUCACUUCCACCACCAAGGCCAGCACAACAAGGACCUCUCCACCUCCAAGAGAAACAACCACCACCACCACGACCGCUCCAACAGUGUCCACAUCAGGAGCCAGCAGUACCAGCACCUCCAGUACCACCACACUAAGCACCACAACAUCCACAUCCACGUCUGCUCCACCUCAAACAUCCACUCCGCCAACACAGGCUCCAACAGCACACACUACUGCCACCAGCCUCUACCCAUCAGCAACGACAACCACCACUGGCAACACAGGUCUCCCCAGUACCACUACGCCGUCAACACAAGGCACAACCAUCGUCACCACCACCAGCAUGGCCAACACCACCAGGACGGCUCCACCUCCAACAGAAGGAACCACCAUCAUCACACCCAAUCCAACAUCACACACCUCAGCCAGUAGCACAAUCAGCACCUCGAGGACCACCACAGGAACCACCACAACGUCCACAUCCACGUCUACUCCACCUCAAACAUCCACUCCGCCAACACAGGCUCCAACAUCACACAGUAUUGCCACCAGCCUCUACCCAUCAGCAACGACAACCACCACCGGCACCACCGCUGUCCCCAGUACCACUGCGCCACCAACACAUGGCAUAACAGUAAUCACUUCCACCACCAAGGCCAGCACAACAAGGACCUCUCCACCUCCAACAGAAACAACCACCACCACGACACCCGCUCCAACAGUGUCCACAUCAGGAGCCAGCAGUACCAGCACCUCCAGUACCACCACACUAAGCACCACAACAUCCACAUCCACGUCUACUCCACCUCAAACAUCCACUCCGCCAACACAGGCUCCAACAGCACACAGGACUGCCACCAGCCUCUACCCAUCAGCAACAACAACCACCACUGGCAACACAGGUCUCCCCGGUACCACUGCACCGUCAACACAAGGCACAACCAUCGUCACCACCACCAGCACAGCCAGCACCACCAGGACCUCUCCACCUCCAACAGAAACAACCACCACCACGACGACCGCUCCAAUAAUACCCACAUCAGGAGCCAGCAGUACCAGCACCUCCAGUACCACCACACUAAGCACCACAACAUCCACAUCCAGGCCUACUCCACCUCAAACAUCCACUCCGCCAACACAGGCUCCAACAGCACACACUACUGCCACCAGCCUCUACCCAUCAGCAACGACAACCACCACUGGCAACACAGGUCUCACCAGUACCACUGUGCCAACAACAGAAGGCACAACCAUUGUCACCACCACCAGCAAGGCCAGCACCACCAGGACCUCUCCACCUCCAACAGAAGGAACCACCAUCAUCACACCCAAUCCAACAUCACACACCUCAGCCAGUAGCACAAUCAGCACCUCGAGGAUCACCACAGGAACCACCACAACAUCCACAUCCACGUCUACUCCACCUCAAACAUCCACUCCGCCAACACAGGCUCCAACAGCACACACUACUGCCACCAGCCUCUACCCAUCAGCAACGACAACCACCGCAGGCACCACGGUUCUCACCAGUACCACUGUGCCAUCAAUAGAAGGCACAACCAUCAGCACUACCACCAGCACGGCCAGUGCAACAAGGACCUCUCCACCUCCAACAGCAACAACCACCACCACCACGAUCGCUCCAACAGUGCCCACAUCAGUAGCCAGCAGUACCAGCACCUCGAGGACCACCACAGGAACCACCACAACGUCCACAUCCUCGUCUACUCUACCUCAAACAUCCACUCCGCCAACCCAGGCUCCAACAGCACACAGUACUGCCACCAUUCUCCGCCCUUCAGCAACAACAACCACCACUGGCUCCACCACAGUCCCCAGUAGCACUGCGCCUCCAACACAAGGCACAACCAUCAUCAUUACCACCAGCACGGCCAGCACCACCAGGACCUCUCCACCUUCAACAGAAGGAACAAGCACCAUCACAUCCACUCCAACAGCGUCCACCUCAGAAUCUAACAUCACUGCCAGCACCUCCAGGACAUCAAGCUCCUGCCAGCCACAGUGCAUCUGGACGCAGUGGUUUGACAUCGAUACCCCCAGCCCUGGGAGUGAAAAUGGAGACACAGAGACAUUUGAAAGAAUCCGAGCUGCUGGGUACGCACUGUGUGACCAGCCACAAGAUAUCAAGUGCCGUGCUAUAGAUUACCCUUCUAGGAGUCUGGACAAACUGGGUCAGGUCUUUGACUGCAGCAUUGAGUUUGGCCUUGUGUGCAAAAAUAAGGAUCAGAUCACAAAGUACCCCCUGUGCUUUGACUAUGAGAUUCAGGUGCUGUGCUGUGACACUAAACACUGCCAGACAACACCAGCAACUCCAGGCACCACUGCAGGAUCCUCCACCACAGCCUCUCCAACACAAACAUCCUCUCUGCCAACACAGGCUCCAACAGCACACAGUACUGCCACCAGCCUCUACCUAUCAGCAACAACCACCACCACUGGCAACACAGGUCUACCCAGUACCACUGCGCCAUCAACACAAGGCACAACCAUAAUAAACACCACCAGCACGGCCAGCACAACAAGGACUUCUCCACCUCCAACAGAAACAACCACCACCACGACGACCGCUCCAACAGUGUCCACAUCAGGAGCCAGCAUUAUCAGCACCUCCAGUAGCACCACACUAAGCACCACAACAUCCACAUCCACGUCUACUCCACCUCAAACAUCCACUCCGCCAACACAGGCUCCAACAGCACACAGGACUGCCACCAGCCUCUACCCAUCAGCAACGACAACCACCACUGGCAACAUAGGUCUCACCAGUACCACUGCACCAUCAACACAAGGCACAACCAUCGUCACCACCACCAGUACGGCCAGCACCACCAGGACCUCUCCAUCUCCAACAGAAGGAACCACCAUCAUCACACCCAAUCCAACAUCACACACCUCAGCCAGCAGCACAAUCAGCACCUCAAGGACCACCACAGGAACCACCACAACGUCCACAUCCACGUCUACUCCACCUCAAACAUCCACUCCGCCAACACAGGCACCAACAUCACACAGUACUGCCACCAGCCUCUACCCAUCAGCAACGACAACCACCACCGGCACCACUGCUGUCCCCAGUACCACUGCGCCACCAACACAUGGCACAACAGUAAUCACUUCCACCACCAAGGCCAGCACAAUAGGGACGUCUCCACCUCCAACAGAAACAACCACCACCACGAUACCCGCUCCAACAGUGUCCACAUCAGUAGCCAGCAGUACCAGCACCUCCAGUACCACCACACUAAGCACCACAACAUCCACAUCCACGUCUACUCCACCUCAAACAUCCACUCCGCCAACACAGGCUCCAACAGCACACAGGACUGCCACCAGCCUCUACCCAUCAGCAACGACAACCACCACUGGCAACACAGGUCUCCCCGGUACCACUGCACCGUCAACACAAGGCACAACCAUCGUCACCACCACCAGCACAGCCAGCACCACCAGGACCUCUCCACCUCCAACAGAAACAACCACCACCACGAUGACCGCUCCAACAAUACCCACAUCAGUAGCCAGCAGUACCAGUACCUCCAGUACCACCACACUAAGCACCACAACAUCCACAUCCACGUCUACUCCACCUCAAACAUCCACUCCGCCAACAGAGGCUCCAACAGCACACACUACUGCCACCAGCCUCUACCCAUCAGCAACGACAACCACCACUGGCAACAUAGGUCUCACCAGUACCACUGCACCAUCAACACAAGGCACAACCAUCGUCACCACCACCAGUACGGCCAGCACCACCAGGACCUCUCCAUCUCCAACAGAAGGAACCACCAUCAUCACACCCAAUCCAACAUCACAUACCUCAGCCAGCAGCACAAUCAGCACCUCAAGGACCACCACAGGAACCACCACAACGUCCACAUCCACGUCUACUCCACCUCAAACAUCCACUCCGCCAACACAGGCACCAACAUCACACAGUACUGCCACCAGCCUCUACCCAUCAGCAACGACAACCACCACCGGCACCACUGCUGUCCCCAGUACCACUGCGCCACCAACACAUGGCACAACAGUAAUCACUUCCACCACCAAGGCCAGCACAAUAGGGACGUCUCCACCUCCAACAGAAACAACCACCACCACGACGACCGCUCCAACAGUGUCCACAUCAGUAGCCAGCAGUACCAGCACCUCCAGUACCACCACACUAAGCACCACAACAUCCACAUCCACGUCUACUCCACCUCAAACAUCCACCCCGCCAACACAGGCUCCAACAGCACACAGGACUGCCACCAGCCUCUACCCAUCAGCAACGACAACCACCACUGGCAACACAGGUCUCCCCGGUACCACUGCACCGUCAACACAAGGCACAACCAUCGUCACCACCACCAGCACAGCCAGCACCACCAGGACCUCUCCACCUCCAACAGAAACAACCACCACCACGACGACCGCUCCAACAAUACCCACAUCAGUAGCCAGCAGUACCAGUACCUCCAGUACCACCACACUAAGCACCACAACAUCCACAUCCACGUCUACUCCACCUCAAACAUCCACUCCGCCAACACAGGCUCCAACAGCACACACUACUGCCACCAGCCUCUACCCAUCAGCAACGACAACCACCACUGGCAACACAGGUCUCACCAGUACCACUGUGCCAACAACAGAAGGCACAACCAUUGUCACCACCACCAGCAAGGCCAGCACCACCAGGACCUCUCCACCUCCAACAGAAGGAACCACCAUCAUCACACCCAAUCCAACAUCACACACCUCAGCCAGUAGCACAAUCAGCACCUUGAGGAUCACCACAGGAAGCACCACAACAUCCACAUCCACGUCUACUCCACCUCAAACAUCCACUCCGCCAACACAGGCUCCAACAGCACACACUACUGCCACCAGCCUCUACCCAUCAGCAACGACAACCACCGCAGGCACCACGGUUCUCACCAGUACCACUGUGCCAUCAAUAGAAGGCACAACCAUCAGCACUACCACCAGCACGGCCAGUGCAACAAGGACCUCUCCACCUCCAACAGCAACAACCACCACCACCACGAUCGCUCCAACAGUGCCCACAUCAGUAGCCAGCAGUACCAGCACCUCGAGGACCACCACAGGAACCACCACAACGUCCACAUCCUCGUCUACUCUACCUCAAACAUCCACUCCGCCAACCCAGGCUCCAACAGCACACAGUACUGCCACCAUUCUCCGCCCUUCAGCAACAACAACCACCACUGGCUCCACCACAGUCCCCAGUAGCACUGCGCCUCCAACACAAGGCACAACCAUCAUCAUUACCACCAGCACGGCCAGCACCACCAGGACCUCUCCACCUUCAACAGAAGGAACAAGCACCAUCACAUCCACUCCAACAGUGUCCACCUCAGAAUCUAACAUCACUGCCAGCACCUCCAGGACAUCAAGCUCCUGCCAGCCACAGUGCAUCUGGACGCAGUGGUUUGACAUCGAUACCCCCAGCCCUGGGAGUGAAAAUGGAGACAUAGAGACAUUUGAAAGAAUCCGAGCUGCUGGGUACGCACUGUGUGACCAGCCACAAGAUAUCAAGUGCCGUGCUAUAGAUUACCCUUCUAGGAGUCUGGACAAACUGGGUCAGGUCUUUGACUGCAGCAUUGAGUUUGGCCUUGUGUGCAAAAAUAAGGAUCAGAUCACAAAGUACCCCCUGUGCUUUGACUAUGAGAUUCAGGUGCUGUGCUGUGACACUAAACACUGCCAGACAACACCAGCAACUCCAGGCACCACUGCAGGAUCCUCCACCACAGCCUCUCCAACACAAACAUCCUCUCUGCCAACACAGGCUCCAACAGCACACAGUACUGCCACCAGCCUCUACCUAUCAGCAACAACCACCACCACUGGCAACACAGGUCUACCCAGUACCACUGCGCCAUCAACACAAGGCACAACCAUAAUAAACACCACCAGCACGGCCAGCACAACAAGGACUUCUCCACCUCCAACAGAAACAACCACCACCACGACGACCGCUCCAACAGUGUCCACAUCAGGAGCCAGCAUUAUCAGCACCUCCAGUAGCACCACACUAAGCACCACAACAUCCACAUCCACGUCUACUCCACCUCAAACAUCCACUCCGCCAACCCAGGCUCCAACAUCACGCAGGACUGCCACCAGCCUCUACCCAUCAGCAACGACAACCACCACUGGCAACACAGGUCUCACCGGUACCACUGUGCCAACAACAGAAGGCACAACCAUUGUCACCACCACCAGCAAGGCCAGCACCACCAGGACCUCUCCACCUCCAACAGAAGGAACCACCAUCAUCACACCCAAUCCAACAUCACACACCUCAGCCAGCAGCACAAUCAGCACCUCGAGGACCACCACAGGAACCACCACAAUGUCCAUAUCCACAUCUACUCCACCUCAAACAUCCACUCCACCAACCCAGGCUCCAACAGCACACAGUACUGCCACCAGCCUCUACCCAAAAGCAACGACAACCACCACCAGCACCACUGCUGUCCCCAGUACCACUGCGCCACCAACACAUGGCACAACAGUAAUCACUUCCACCACCAAGGCCAGCACAACAAGGACCUCUCCACCUCCAACAAAAACAGCCACCACCACGACACCCACUCCAACAGUGCCCACAUCAGGAGCCAGCAGUACCAGCAUCUCCAGUACCACCACACUAAGCACCACAACAUCCACAUCCACGUCUAUUCCACCUCAAACAUCCACUCCGCCAACACAGGCUCCAACAGCACACACUACUGCCACCAGCCUCUACCCAUCAGCAACGACAACCACCGCAGGCACCACGGUUCUCACCAGUACCACUGUGCCAUCAACAGAAGGCACAACCAUCAGCACUACCACCAGCACGGCCAGCGCAACAAGGACCUCUCCACCUCCAACAGAAACAACCACCACCACGAUCGCUCCAACAGUGCCCACAUCAGGAGCCAGCAGUACCAGCACCUCCAGUACCACCACAUUAAGAACCACAACAUCCACAUCCACGUCUACUCCACCUCAAACAUCCACUCUACCAACCCAGGCUCCAACAGCACACACUACUGCCACCAGCCUCUACCCAUCAGCAACGACAAUCACCGCAGGCAACACGGUUCUCACUAGUACCACUGUGCCAACAGAAGGCACAACCAUCAGCACUACCACCAGCACGGCCAGCACAACAAGGACCUCUCCACCUCCAACAGAAAAAACCACCACCACGACACCCGCACCAACAGUGCCCACAUCAGGAGCCAGCAGUACCAGCACCUCCAGUACCACCACACUAAGCACCACAACAUCCACAUCCACGUCUACUCCACCUCAAACAUCGACUCUGACAACCCAGGCUCCAACAUCACGAAGUAUUGCCACCAGCCUCAACCCAUCAGCAACAACAACCACCACUGGCAACAAUGUUGUCCCCAGUACCACUGUGCCUCCAACACACUUGACAACCAUCAAUACUACCACCAGCACAACAAAUACAACAAGGACCUCCCCACCUCCAACAGAAGGAACCACCACCAUGACGACCGCUCCAACAGUGCACAUAUCAGUAGCCAGUAGUACCAGCACCUCCAGUAUCACCACACUAAGCACCACAACAUCCACAUCCACGUCUGCUCCACCUCAAACAUCCACUCCGCCAACACAGGCUCCAACAGCACACAGGACUGCCACCAGCCUCUAUCCAUCAGCAACGACAACCACCACCGGCAACACAGGUCUCACCGGUACCACUGUGCCAACAACAGAAGGCACAACCAUUGUCACCACCACCAGCAAGGCCAGCACCACCAGGACCUCUCCACCUCCAACAGAAGGAACCACCAUCAUCACACCCAAUCCAACAUCACACACCUCAGCCAGCAGCACAAUCAGCACCUCGAGGACCACCACAGGAACCACCACAAUGUCCAUAUCCACAUCUACUCCACCUCAAACAUCCACUCCACCAACCCAGGCUCCAACAGCACACAGUACUGCCACCAGCCUCUACCCAAAAGCAACGACAACCACCACCAGCACCACUGCUGUCCCCAGUACCACUGCGCCACCAACACAUGGCACAACAGUAAUCACUUCCACCACCAAGGCCAGCACAACAAGGACCUCUCCACCUCCAACAAAAACAGCCACCACCACGACACCCACUCCAACAGUGCCCACAUCAGGAGCCAGCAGUACCAGCAUCUCCAGUACCACCACACUAAGCACCACAACAUCCACAUCCACGUCUAUUCCACCUCAAACAUCCACUCCGCCAACACAGGCUCCAACAGCACACACUACUGCCACCAGCCUCUACCCAUCAGCAACGACAACCACCGCAGGCACCACGGUUCUCACCAGUACCACUGUGCCAUCAACAGAAGGCACAACCAUCAGCACUACCACCAGCACGGCCAGCGCAACAAGGACCUCUCCACCUCCAACAGAAACAACCACCACCACGAUCGCUCCAACAGUGCCCACAUCAGGAGCCAGCAGUACCAGCACCUCCAGUACUACCACAUUAAGAACCACAACAUCCACAUCCACGUCUACUCCACCUCAAACAUCCACUCUACCAACCCAGGCUCCAACAGCACACACUACUGCCACCAGCCUCUACCCAUCAGCAACGACAAUCACCGCAGGCAACACGGUUCUCACUAGUACCACUGUGCCAACAGAAGGCACAACCAUCAGCACUACCACCAGCACGGCCAGCACAACAAGGACCUCUCCACCUCCAACAGAAAAAACCACCACCACGACACCCGCACCAACAGUGCCCACAUCAGGAGCCAGCAGUACCAGCACCUCCAGUACCACCACACUAAGCACCACAACAUCCACAUCCACGUCUACUCCACCUCAAACAUCGACUCUGACAACCCAGGCUCCAACAUCACAAAGUAUUGCCACCAGCCUCAACCCAUCAGCAACGACAACCACCACUGGCAACAAUGUUGUCCCCAGUACCACUGUGCCUCCAACACACUUGACAACCAUCAAUACUACCACCAGCACAACAAAUACAACAAGGACCUCCCCACCUCCAACAGAAACAACCACCACCACGACAACCGCUCCAACAGUGCCCACAUCAGUAGCCAGUAGUACCAGCACCUCCAGUACCACCACACUAAGCACCACAACAUCCACAUCCACGUCUGCUCCACCUCAAACAUCCACUCCGCCAACACAGGCUCCAACAGCACACAGGACUGCCACCAGCCUCUAUCCAUCAGCAACGACAACCACCACUGGCAACACAGGUCUCACCAGUACCACUGUGCCAACAACAGAAGGCACAACCAUUGUCACCACCACCAGCAAGGCCAGCACCACCAGGACCUCUCCACCUCCAACAGAAGGAACCACCAUCAUCACACCCAAUCCAACAUCACACACCUCAGCCAGCAGCAUAAUCAGCACCUCGAGGACCACCACAGGAACCACCACAAUGUCCAUAUCCACAUCUACUCCACCUCAAACAUCCACUCCACCAACCCAGGCUCCAACAGCACACACUACUGCCACCAGCCUCUACCCAUCAGCAACAACAACCACCACUGGCAACACAGGUCUCCCCAGUACCACUGCGCCACCAACAGAAGGCACAACCAUCAGCACUACCACCAGCACGGCCAGUGCAACAAGGACCUCUCUACCUUCAACAGAAACAACCACCACCACCACGAUCGCUCCAACAGUGCCCACCUCACUGGCCAGCAGUACCAGCACAUCGAGGUCCACCACAGGAACCACCACAACAUCCACAUCCGUGUCUACUCUACCUCAAACAUCCACUCCGCCAACCCAGGCUCCAACAGCACACAGUACUGCCACUAGCCUCAAUUCAUCAGCUAUGACAACCACCACUGGCACCACUGUUGUCCCCACUACCACGGUGCCGCCAACACAUGCAACAACCAUCAGUACUACCACGAGCACGGCCAGCACAACAAGGACCUCUCCAACUCCAACCGCAACCGAAGGAACUACCAUCAUGACACCCUCUCCAGCGGUCCCCACUUCAGUAGCCAGCAGUAGCAGCACCUUGAGGACCACCACAGGAAGAACCACAACGUCCACAUCCAUUUCUACUCUAGCACAGACAUCCUCUCUGGCAACCCAGCCUCCAACAUCAUACAUUUCUGUUGCUAGUGUGAACCCAUCAGCAACAACAACCACUCCAGCUACCUUGGAUCUCCACAGUACCAUUGCAACGUCAACACGAGGCACAACCACCAUUACCACCACCAGCACGGCCAGCUCCACCAGGAACACUCCACCUCCAACAGAAGCAACCACCAUCAUCGCACCUGCUCAUACAGUGCCCACCUCAGUAGCCAGCAGUACCAGCACCUCGAGGACCACCACGGGAAGCACCACAACAUUCUUGAGUGCUUCAGCACAAACCACUCUGGCAACCGAGGCUCCAACAUCACACAGUACUGCUACCAGCUUCUACCCGUCAGCAACAACAACCACCACUGGCACCACAGUUCUCACCAGUACCAGUGCGCCGUCAACACAAGGCACAACCAUCGUCACCACCACCAGCAUGGCAAGCACAACAAGGACCUCUCCACCUCCAACAGAAAAAACCACCACCACGACACCCGCUCCAACAGUGCCCACAUCAGUAGCCAGCAGUACCAGCACCUCAAGGACCACAAAACUAAGCACCACAACAUCCACAUCCACGCCUACUCCACCUCAAACAUCCACCCCGCCAACACAGGCUCCAACAUCACACAGUACUGCCACCAGCCUCUACCGAUCAGCAACAACCACUACUGGCAACACAGGUCUCCCCAGUACCACUGCGCCGUCAACACAAGGCACAACCAUCGUCACCACCACCAGCAAGGCCAGCACCACCAGGACCUCUCCACCUCCAACAGAAGGAAACACCAUCAUCACACCCAAUCCAACAUCACACACCUCAGCCAGUAGCACAAUCAGCACCUCGAGGAUCACCACAGGAACCACCACAAUGUCCACAUCCACAUCUACUCCACCUCAAACAUCCACUCCACCAACUCAGGCUCCAACAGCACACACUACUGCCACCAGCCUCUACCCAUCAGCAACGACAACCACCGCAGGCAUCACGGUUCUCACCAGUACCACUGUGCCACCAACAGAAGGCAGAACCAUCAGCACUACCACCAGCACGGCCAGCACCACCAGGACCUCUCCACUUCCAACGGUAGAAAUAACCACCAUGACAGAACCCACCUCAGCAGCCAGUAAUAGUAGCACCUCAAUGACCACCACAGGAGGCACCACAACAUCCACGUCUGCUCCAACGGAAACAUUCACUCUGGCAACUGAGUCUCCAACAUCACACAUUACUGCCUCCAGCCAUCACCUCUCAGCAACAACAACAACUAUAGUUGCUACACACAUUCUUACCACAUCUGUUUCUCCUACUGCAUUGAGUACUGCCACAAUUCCCAGCAUCCCAGAACUGAUAGAUGGCAUCUGCAUGAUUAAUGGUACAAUUUACACGGUUGGAAUGUCGACAGUCAUCAAUCCAUGCAAGAAUUGUACCUGCAGUUCUGAGAAAGAUCCAGUGAAUAAUACAAAUAUUGUGCACUGCGAAACAGUUCAAUGUGAAACAUCCUGCCCACUGGGUUAUCAAUAUAUGACUAAGGAUGGAGAGUGUUGUGGGGAGUGUAUUGAAGUAGCUUGCAAAAUCAAACUAAAUAACAACACCGUUCAUGUGCUCACAGUUGAUGACGUCCUGCCAAUCGAUAACUGCACCCAUUACAAAUGUGAAAAAAUUGAAGAUCAAUUUGUUGCAGUCCAAACUAAAAAAAUAUGUCCCGAGUACAACCCAGAAGAGUGUGAUCCUUACACCAAAAAAUGUGAAAGCAAACAGCAAGCUUUAGAACAUAAAUUGGGAUAG
Messenger RNA from Strigops habroptila (Kakapo), 17799 nucleotides. RefSeq names its product mucin-5AC-like. Bases 1 to 17799 code for a protein of 5932 amino acids. The record is from RefSeq and is a predicted model, not a curated record. Gene Ontology annotation, cellular component: extracellular matrix. Lineage: Eukaryota; Metazoa; Chordata; Aves; Psittaciformes; Psittacidae. Gene Ontology annotation, molecular function: protein binding. The transcript is spliced from 36 exons.